Molecule: messenger RNA, 3934 nt
Organism: Rhineura floridana
Lineage: Eukaryota; Metazoa; Chordata; Lepidosauria; Squamata; Rhineuridae
Gene: LIMK1
Product: LIM domain kinase 1
Exons: 15
Coding region: 186-2006 (606 amino acids)
Biological process (GO): actin cytoskeleton organization; protein phosphorylation; positive regulation of stress fiber assembly
Cellular component (GO): cytoplasm; neuron projection; nucleus
Molecular function (GO): ATP binding; protein serine/threonine kinase activity; protein binding
Source: RefSeq, a predicted model, not a curated record
GAGCACGCCGAGGCGGCAGCAGGCUGUUGUUCUCUGGGCUUAGAGCAGAGCUGGAAGACUCGGAGGCUUCUCUCGGGGCCUGGGCUCAGCCCACAGCCGUCCUCGGGAGGAAGGGAAGGGUGUGCAUCCGGCCACAGUUUAGGCGCCACCAGUGGGCAGGUGGCAAAGAGGAGAUCCCAAGCACCAUGCUAGCUGCGGUGCUCAAGGGCCACCGCUUCCUGACGGCAGGAGCCAAGUGCUGUGAGUGUGGGGCGUCCCUUUCCCACCAGUACUACGAGAAGGAUGGGCGCCUCUACUGCAAGAAAGAUUACUGGGCCCACUUUGGGGAACUCUGCCAUGGCUGCUCAGAGCAGAUCACCAAGGGGCUCGUCAUGGUGGCUGGAGAACAGAAGUACCAUCCAGAAUGCUUCAGCUGCCUAAAUUGUCGGGUGUUCAUCGGUGAUGGAGACACCUACGCACUGGUGGAACGGUCCAAGCUGUACUGUGGGCACUGCUAUUACCAGAUGGUGGUGACACCCGUGAUGGAACAGCUGCUCCCGGAAUCUCCUGGCACCCGGAUCCCCCACACGGUCACCCUCGUGUCCAUCCCGGCCUGUUCCGACGGCAAGCGAGGCUUCUCCGUCUCCAUCGACCAGCACGGUGGUUCAGAGCACCCGCACACCGUCCGUGUCCGAGAAUUGAACCCAGACUGCAUAAGUCCUGACAUGAAAAAUGCCAUCCACGUUGGCGACCGCAUCCUGGAGAUCAACGGCACACCAAUCCGACAUGUCCCGCUAGACGAGAUUGACCUCCUGAUUCAGGAGACCAGCCGCCUGCUCCAGCUCACCAUCGAGCACGACCCACAUGACAUGCUGGAGAACAGCAGCCCCCUCUCAGAGCUGCACAGCCCCCUCCACUCGCCCAGCCGCACACCCUGCCCGGAACCCUCCACCAUCCGCCAGCGUGCCGUCAUGAGAAGUUGCAGCAUCGACAAGUCACCCUGCUCCAGUUCCCUGGGGUCCCCCUCAUCGCAACGGAAAGACAUCGGCCGCUCCGAGUCGCUUCGUGUCGUCUCGUGCCCUCAUCGCAUCUUCCGCCCCUCGGAUCUCAUCCAUGGCGAGGUGUUGGGCAAGGGCUGCUUUGGGCAGGCCAUCAAGGUCACCCAUCGGGAAACAGGAGAGGUGAUGGUCAUGAAGGAACUUAUCCGUUUUGAUGAGGAGACUCAGAGAACGUUCCUUAAGGAGGUGAAGGUGAUGCGGUGCUUGGAGCAUCCCAAUGUGCUGCGGUUUAUCGGGGUUCUCUACAAGGACAAGAGGCUGAACUUUAUCACAGAGUACAUCAAAGGAGGGACCCUCCGCGGGCUCAUCAAGAGCAUGGACAGUCAGUAUCCCUGGAGCCAGCGGGUCAGCUUUGCAAAAGACAUCGCUGCGGGGAUGGCUUAUCUGCACUCCAUGAACAUCAUUCACAGGGACUUGAACACGCACAACUGUCUCGUGCGGGAGAACAAAAGUGUCGUCGUGGCCGACUUCGGCCUUGCCCGGCUCAUGGUGGACGAGAAAAACCAGCUGACAAGCCUGAAGAAGCCGGACCGCAGGAAGCGAUACACGGUGGUGGGGAAUCCCUACUGGAUGGCCCCAGAGAUGAUCAACGGCAGAAGCUAUGAUGAGACGGUGGACAUUUUCUCCUUCGGCAUUAUUCUUUGCGAGAUCAUUGGGAGAGUCAGUGCAGACCCUGACUACCUGCCUCGCACCCUGGACUUUGGCCUCAAUGUGCGGGGCUUCCUAGACCGCUACUGCCCUCCCGGCUGCCCCCCUGGCUUCUUUCCAAUUGCCGUCUGCUGCUGUGAUUUGGAUGCUGAGAAACGGCCUGCCUUCAGCCGCUUGGAGCAUUGGCUGGAAGCCCUCCGCAUGCACCUGGCCAUGCAGCUGCCCUUGAGUUCACAGCUGGAGCAGCUGGAUCGAGCCUUCUGGGAGACGCACCGGCGGGCCGAGGGUGGGCUACCCGCACACCCUGAAGUGUUGGAGUGAGCACUGCUGCAGAGGUGGGCGAGCAGCGGCGAGCCGAGACGUGUGCCCGUGCGGCGGGCUGAAGGCGAAGUCCUCUCCUGCAAAGCCAUCCUGCAGGCUUCACACCGCUCGCCCACUAGAGCUGGUCUCUGGGUCCCCAGCAGCGCAUGGUGGCGUCCCAUGUGGCUGAGAGCUGGCCCUCUGCUUCCUUCAAGGGGUGGUGGAGACUCUGUGCCUGGUGUGCACAGUCAUUGGAAGGGCAGCCUGGGCUCUUGUAAAUACUCCUGUAAAUGAAUAGGCACCCUUUGCCCAGGCAAACCCCAUCAGGGGCGAGGGAAGGGGGCACCCCCCACUUCCGCCUUGCCCGCUUCGUGGCUGCGAAAAGCCUUUGCACGCUCCACCGAUCACGCGCCUUUCUGUCCCUGGCUGGCCACUGCUCACAAGCUAGCGUUGUCUUGGGCAGGGGGGAGAUCUCCAGGGUGCCUCCUCCCCCCCACCCUCACCCUCCUGCGAAGCCCCCCCACCUCCCUCCCCUGGGCAGACCCUUGUCCUCCUGCAAAGCGGUGCCUUUGGGUCGACGUGAGCUUGCGCCCCCGCCCCCAGGUUCUCUGGGGGGGCCUUCAUUCAUCCUCUGUGUGUGUCACGUCUGUGAGGAGGCAAAAGACGCAUAAUGAUGUGCGCGCAUGGCCUGGCCUGAGUGCUCCCUGGAGCACGUGUGGUGUCUGUCUCUGUCUCUCUGUGCCCUCGUGUGUGUGUGUGUGUGUCCGCCCCUUCGAUUGUGUCCUAGCCCUGCCGGCAGAACUGCAUAACCCGACAGCUCCCUAAGGGGGGUAUUCGGAGUGGAGAAGCUAGGUGUGUGGGGUUUUUUGGGGGGGAUAUGCUUAACCCUUUCUCCACCCACUUCUCUAUUCCGAGUCUUCUUCCUGUCCAAGCUGCUGUUCCCCUUGUGAGGAUUUUGUUGCACGUGUGUGCCGCGGAGUGUUCUGGAGCCUGGGCAGCCCAGUUAUUUGUACAGAGCAAAGGGGGCAUCAGCCCCCUCCUCUUUUCCCACCCUCUGGAAAUGCAUCUCAGGUUUGAGGCAGAACCACAGAAGAGGAGCGGAGCGAGGUGCGCAGGUGAAUCACAGGAGACAGACCGAGGGGUGGCGCCAGAGGUCAGUAUCAUCAGGCACCUGCCAAGGCCCACACUCUUGCAAGGGUCCCACUCCCAACCCCUGGGGCCUCCUUGCGUUCUGUUCUUCCUCUUCUCCCCCUGCCUGUUCACCUGUCCUCUCUGAGCACCUAGGCAGGAGCAGGAGAGGACGCAGAAAGCUUCCCUCGCCUUGCACUCUCCGUCUGGGCACCGUUGCACGCAGGCUGAAUCCAGAGGGAGAUGGCCAGCAGCUGGAUGGCAAUCACAAGGGGAGCUCGUUGGAGGCAUCUCACCCAUGCCCCUCACCUCAUCCAACACACACACACACACACACACAGUCUGUUGCAAGCUAGCACUCUAUAGAGUUCUGUGGAGCAUGCUGUUUGGGGUGUGGGGUUGCAUUUUCGAAUGUCCUCUUGCAUAAAAGAAAUCCCCCGACUGUCAAAGCCCCCACAUUACAGGGAAGCUGAGGAUCAAACCAUUUCCCUGCCCUGCUGUUUUUCUACAGGCAGGGGAAACAUUGAUGCUGGAGCAUUCAAAGAUGUAAUUUACCCCCCCCCCAUGUCUGAUUUCUCAGAGGAGGAGAUGACCAGUGUCAUCAAACAACCUCAACCAGGGAAGAAAUUUUGGAGAGUGUCCAAUGGGGGGAAAGGAACACCUCUCCUUUUCCCCCAUUGGCCCCUCUCCAAAAUUUCUGACUCACUAAGUCACUCAGACCGGAACUGCAGUACUCAAGAUUUUAAAGUACAGGGUUCACGGCAAAAGGCUCAAGUUCCAGAAGGCCCUUUGGGAAGCCCCACAACCCUUGGUUUUUAAGA